This is a messenger RNA of Lactuca virosa, 1231 nucleotides long. NCBI's taxonomy places the organism in Eukaryota, Viridiplantae, Streptophyta, Magnoliopsida, Asterales, Asteraceae. The record is from the annotation of a GenBank genome assembly.
AGGCAUUGGCGGGAGAGAAGUGGCCGGAUAAAACCGAGAAACUGGUUAGCGCGUCGACGAUGGCGAUGGCGACGGCGAGUGUUACACUCCGACCUCAUAUCCUCUCAUCGAUUUCCGGAAACUGCUGCUAUAUCCAGUCAACAUUACCCCUUCAUCGCUUCUUUCGCUAUAACCCAGGUCGAAAACCUUUUUCAUUGCAACCAUCAAGAUCAUACACAACAAGUCUUCUAUUUAACAAAAGAAAUAUAGAAGAACUACAAAAUGGGACACGUAAGCGUUUGAAGCCCGGGAAAUUAUCGCCACGUCGCCUUGUCCCUGACCACAUACUCAAACCUCCUUAUGUUGGUUCCAAGAAGCCACCUGGCAUUGCAAGUGGGCCUGAAGUCCAUGAUGAAAAGGGUAUAGAGUACAUGAGAGCUUCCGGAAGACUUGCAGCACAAGUUCUUCAAUAUGCCGGAACAUUAGUUAAGCCAGGUGUUACAACAGAUGAAAUUGACCAACAAGUUCAUCAGAUGAUCAUUGACAAUGGAGCUUAUCCUUCACCUCUUGGCUAUGGUGGAUUUCCAAAAAGUGUGUGUACUUCUGUAAAUGAAUGCAUUUGUCAUGGAAUCCCUGAUUCACGUGAACUUGAGGAUGGUGAUAUUAUCAACAUAGAUGUUACCGUUUAUCUCAAUGGUUACCAUGGUGACACGUCAGCAACUUAUUUUUGUGGAGAUGUGGAUGACAAGGCUAAAAAUCUUGUAAAGGUAACUAAAGAAAGCUUAGACAAGGCAAUAUCACUAUGUGCACCAGGAGUUGAGUAUAACAAAAUUGGCAAAGUUAUAAAUGCACAUGCAGAUAAACAUGGGUAUGGUGUUGUGCAAUCUUUUGUUGGGCAUGGUGUGGGACGUCUUUUUCACAGUGAUCCAGUUAUUCUACACUACAGGAACAAUGAAAGGGGACACAUGAUACUGAACCAGACAUUUACCAUCGAACCGAUGUUGACAAUGGGAAGUAUACACCCGAUAAUAUGGGAUGAUGAUUGGACGGUGGUGACUCAGGAUGGAAGUUUGUCGGCGCAAUUUGAGCACACACUUUUGAUAACGGAAAAUGGUGUUGAGAUAUUAACCCAAUGUUAAUGUUAGCUUUUGGGUUUAUAAAUUGGAUUAGUGUAAUGAUACAAAGAGAUCCUUGUAUUUUUUAUGACACAAACUGAUAAAAUCAAAAGUUUAGAAUUAAUGUCUAAAUGAUA